Molecule: messenger RNA, 2682 nt
Organism: Phytophthora infestans T30-4
Lineage: Eukaryota; Oomycota; Peronosporomycetes; Peronosporales; Peronosporaceae
Exons: 5
Coding region: 1-2682 (893 amino acids)
Source: RefSeq, a predicted model, not a curated record
AUGUCGGGCAACAACGCUGUUAUUGACGCUGGAUCGCAAUCCUACCAUCACCUAUUCACUCCAAGAAAGCCUAAGGACAAGGAGGAAUACCUCGGCGUUAUCCGUCUUGCGAGUGAUGACAAGAGUAUUGAAGGCCUCCCCGUGGCAACACCUCCUUUCCGAGAUGAUGGCAAGGCACACAUUGGAGUCGCCGCUACGGCCUUGUUACAGUUAAGUGUGGAGGAUAUCGCAAACUCAAAGGAAGCGUACACAAUCGAGGACGCCAAGCUGAAGAGUGAAGCCGAUGCCCGAGUGAGGUCUACGCUGAGUAAGCAGGACUCGACACGUGCUGUAUUGAACCAGAUGCGAACUGAACUUCAAGAGCUACAGGCACAAGACGCAGCGUUACCACCUCAAAGUCGCGUCGACUCGGAGGAGUGGGAGAUUGAUCUAGACUAUGGAGAUCUGUUGACUCGACAGGGCGAUGAGGCGUGCGAUGAAGUGCGCAAUGCGCUUGCGUUUGCUGUGGAGAAAGAGGAGCUUCUACUGCUUAAGAUGCGAGAGACGUACGUGGGUCCGCUGGCUGUAGAGCUGCUGACGUUGCGUGCGUUUGAAAGUGGAUUAAGUGUCCAGUCCUUCCGCACCAUGAAGAUGCCGGCAACUUUACAGAAACGACUCGCAGAGAUCCACACUGCCGACGCUGCUGCCAAGAAGCAGCCAUCUACUGGAGCGAAGACUGGUCCACCUAGACGAGCGUCGGUAUUAGAUACCAUGGAGAAGGACACUGCGCUGGACGAGGACUUUCCCUUAAAAGAAGAUGAGCGACGUAAGCUCAUGAGUCAUAACGAUCCUGCUGUCGGUGGGAAUUGCGCAGCAUCAAGCGGUCUGACAGCAGUACAGGAGACUAGUGGGUCAAAGUCCGUUCACGGCUUCGAGGCGCGCAAACGACUGCGCACGGAGCGAAAGGAGAGACUGGCACGCUGGCAGAGCAACAAACCAGGCGAAGAUGCCGACGAUCCCAGAGACGUGGUCGCGAUCGCCUUUGCUCAACGCAACAUGGGCGACUACAAGCUGAAAACGGCUGCAGACUACGUGGUUCCAGAACAUCAGCGUGUCAACGCAGUGAAGAAAUUGAGGCAGAUGGCGCUCUUGGAGGAGAGUCUGUAUGCCGCACGCUUGCGCUUCAACGCCAAAGUGCUGGAGCUUCGCGAGUUGAAGGUGCAGCUGAUCAACGAGCUGCAUCGCGACCAGGAACGACUAGUCGAACUUCGAGCCGCAUUAGCGUCCAGCGGCGCAACACCAUCCAGCGUGUCGUCCAAAGAUCUAGUUGUGGACCUUCGCGAGUGGCCGGAGCAGCGGGAGCGCGUAAGCGACGCCGACAUUGAGCUCUUCCGUUCGAGAGCAGAAGAUCGAUCCAUCGCUGCCGUCGCACGAGCUCUGGAAGGAACGUCGGGAAAGGAGGCUGCAAAGGGCGUCACCAUUGGCCAUUUACAUCUGCAGAUGGACGACGAGCUACCGCUCGAGCGCAAGCAGCAACGCGAGAUAGCGUCGUUUGACGCUGCUGUGGCUCACCUCCGUCGCGAGAAACUCGCUCUCGAGGUCGGCUUCAAGCAAGCGGAACUUCGGCUGUUCACUCUCCUUAGCGAGUUGUCGCUGCUUGAGUCGUUCGAGAGCAAGGAAAACCUGUUGAGCAGUAAACUCGAGAAGAGUAAAGGGGAAAAGGCGCAGAUUGUGGCGGACCUGCGCGAUGUCCAAGACCUGCUGACGAUCAAGAAACGCGAUCUGGAUGAAUGGGCGCGACAGGAGAAGGCUGUGCAAGCAGAGUUCCUGACGCUUGUGAACGGCGGCACGGGGAAGCUGUUUAAGCGCAAGAUCAAGCGAGCUAAGAAGAAACCCGCUUCAGGUGGCAAGGAAGAAGGGAAAGAGCCUGCCAGUGCGAGAGACGGCGAGGAGCAAGAAGACGACGAUGAAGAAGAAGAGGACGAAGACGAAGACUAUGACGAAGAUGACGACGACGAUGACGAAGAAGAAGAGGAUACUUGUCCGUCUGGAUGCGACUUGACUCUGUACGAGAAGGUGUUGGCCCUGCGUGAGAAGCGUGUCGAUGUAGACGACGCCAUGGGGGAGCUGAACAAGGCGAUCGAAGAGCUUCGGAAGGCCGGAGAGCGUCAGACAGCCAAGCAGCGUGCGAUCGACAAGGAGCUGGCUGCGACGGAGCAGGAUACGCAGCAGUUCCAGAGUGAAAAGCAGUCGCGCUUCAACCAGCUGGACGUCGUAGUGCCGCUCCGUACGCGGCAACUAUGUUGUCUUGAAGCUCCGUCUCCGACUCGGCAAAACUGGACGCUACCUGCUCAAGCUGCUGGCUGCCUCGUGUUCACCACUCGCGCCUUCUCUGCGUUGUCCGAGCGUAUCGAGUCGCUGCAAGCAGAGAACAAGAAGCUGCGUCAACAGUUCCGAGACCUCCACAAGCAGCAGAACGUGCUUGCUAAGGAGAAGCGUCAACAGCAAGAAGCCAUUGCAAGAGCUCAGGACCGCAGCGAGCAGCUCAUGCGACUGAAAUUCGGACAGCUAGUGGACCUGGAGGUGCUGGAUCGCGCUUGUGACGCGUCUUCGGUCGACGAGCUGCAGACUCGCGUCAAGUUACGCGAGGUCGAAGGUGAGCGAGCUCUGCGUCGUGCCAAGCAGACGCACCCGCAGCUGUAA